Plasmodium vivax (malaria parasite P. vivax) is the source of this 790-nucleotide messenger RNA. RefSeq lists its product as hypothetical. NCBI's taxonomy places the organism in Eukaryota, Apicomplexa, Aconoidasida, Haemosporida, Plasmodiidae. The record is from RefSeq and is a predicted model, not a curated record. The transcript is spliced from 2 exons. The coding region runs from base 295 to 513 and encodes 72 amino acids.
AAAGAAACAAUCCAAAUCAUUUUCUUUUGCUUGUAAAAAGAAAGGGUUCAUUCCUGAAAUUGCAACAAAAAAAAAAAAAAAACUUUUUACGAAUUCGCUUUGUUAAAGGCAGCCAGAGAUACGCCAUCCCUCGUCCUGACAUUUGUGUGCGUUGUGCUUUUACCCCCAAGGUGAAGUUCCCGGAACGAAACUACCGACUGAACUAGGGGCCGCUACGAAGCGAAUCUUCCCAUUGCGACUUCUGACUCCUCUUACGACCGCCCUUCCCACCGCCGACUCCGCGGAACGCACAAAAUGGCACACUCAGCCAAGGACAAGAACAUCCGUCUCGAAAGGCACAGCGCGGGAAAGACCCAGGCGUACGGAGACCUCAGUGUGCGCGCGGGGACUGGGAAGUUCAACUGGGGCAACACAACGACGGACUUGACCCUGAGCGAGAUCAAACCCACGGAUAAAAACGACCCCAUGUAUGAUAGCGAAAUUGAGAGAGCCACCAAAGAAGGGAAGAAAUAAAGCAACGAAGGACGGCUCCCUGGAGGGGCAGGUUUUCCCAUAUUGUUAGCCCCACGGGAGGGUCCCUUUUGCGCACAGCACGUGUGUACAUGUGUACAUGUGUGUAUAUAGCUCUAUGUACCGGCGCACACAACUUUUUAAUAUUUAUUUAUUUAUUUACAUAUUUACUUAUUUUUUCCCCCGAAUGAUUUAUGUGACAUGAUCUGCACAAGUUAGCAAUAAGGAGGAGAUGGGUCUCUACCUCCCGUUGCACACUGAUGCAAUGCAGCCCUACCAC